This is a messenger RNA of Hylaeus volcanicus, 840 nucleotides long. RefSeq lists its product as uncharacterized. Bases 1 to 648 code for a protein of 215 amino acids. NCBI's taxonomy places the organism in Eukaryota, Metazoa, Arthropoda, Insecta, Hymenoptera, Colletidae. The transcript has 4 exons. The record is from RefSeq and is a predicted model, not a curated record.
AUGAGAGACAUUUUUUUAUUAAAAAGUCAUUUCUGGUCGGGAUUGAUCGGUAGCAACAAGUUUCAUCUUUUUCACAAUUUUUCAAAAUGGAAUCAAAAAACUAUGUUUCAAACAAUUUGUAAACUUGCUAUAAAUCCCGCGCGCUUAUCAUUAUUCAAACAGCUAUCUGUGAUUCCAACAAGAAAUUUAUUUCAUCGUGUUAAUCAUCUUCACGAUUCUAUAUUAAGUUGUAAUUGGGAAGAUCAUUUAAAUUUUGUACAAAAUAAAGACCUUUUGGAAACUGAAAAUGAGGAUCUUCAGAAAGAAGGAGAAUUAUUACUGGUUCAUAAAACAACUCCAUCUUUGCACAAAAAACUCAUAGAAAUUGAACAAGCACUGACGUGUUUCAAACAGUGUGUGUUUCUGCGUGAUUAUGUCAUGGGAAUAAUUGAAUGUUUGAAGCAUAACGAAACAAAUACCCUUCUAGAGGAAGAUAUUCAAUAUCUAUCGGAAAGUAUUCUUAAAAUCGAUGAAACAUACAAGAUAUUACUUCAGAAAUAUGGUUUUUUAACAUCAAAAAUUAAUCAAGUGGUACAAACAUCUUUAGCUCUAUUACUGGAACGUGCUCCAUUAAAAAAACGAUAUCCAAGCGUUUCUCAAAAUAUAUGAGCACGUUUUUGUGAGUGACAAUCACUUUUACGACAUCAACGUAAACACUUAAUGUAUACCUAUAUAGAGAUUCUUUUUUAUAACAGUCUUGUAAUUUCAUGCGCUCAUAGAAUCCCUUUACUGUCACUUGUUAUGUUUAAACAAAAGCAUUUGAGAACAUAUUAAAAAAAUUUCGUCAUAUUUAUACGCUUA